CAUGGAGAAGUCGUCGUUAGGCAGAUGUUUCGCGACGCGCAAAAGCAACGAGUCUCAAUGUCCGAUGAUCAAGACAUCCGCAGCUACGGGGACGACGCCCAUGAAGCAGCUGUCGACGAGACCGUCCUCGAAAGCGGCCUCGACGAAGACGUCGCCCAGUAUCAACAACACGCAGAAGAAACUACGUUUCCAGCUGGCGAAAGAGCGUAAGGCCAGCACCACGUUGGGCAUCAUCAUGAGCGCAUUCACCUUUUGCUGGUUACCGUUCUUCGUGCUCGCCCUCAUCCGACCCUUCCUCGAUCAAUCCUCGACGGCCGUCAACACUCUCUCGAGUCUCUUCCUCUGGCUCGGAUACGCGAACUCCCUGCUCAAUCCCAUCAUCUACGCGACCCUCAACCGAGACUUUCGCAAACCCUUCCAGGAGAUCCUCUACUUCCGAUGCGGCAGCCUCAAUCACAUGAUGCGCGAGGAGUUCUACCACAGCCAGUACGGCGAUCCCGAACACCACGUGUCGACGCGUUGCCAUCACAUCGACUACGAGGAUGGCGUCGAAUACAUCGAGGCCGAAGGGGAACAGAUCAAGCCGCCUCAGCCGGAGAUCAACGCCGCCCACGAAUCGUUCCUAUGAUCGCGACCGGUCGUGCGCUGAAGAUGAGAAGGAAGAGGAAGCAACCCAACGUACACACAUCCACGCAAAGCAUACAUAUACACAUACACACAAUCACAACCAAAAAUACACGCUAGUAUAAAAGGAAGCAUAAAAGUGAAGCAAUAACCGACGCCAUCUGUCGCAGAACCAUUAAACUAAAUACCAAACACUCGAUCAUGAGCGUAGUUCUAAACUAAAUCUAAACAAGAUAAUCUAUUUAAAUAAUAAUGAAUAUAAAGUUAAAUGUUGUGCUUCGCUUCGUAGACUUCUACUACUACUACUACUUCUACUACAACUCUUCAAUACACUUCAUUUAAUAAAUGAUAUUUAGAAAAUCUUAAAACUUACGUGAUAGAAGUAAAAGACUCGAGGAUCAAGAUGAUGGACGCACCCAAAGGGCUUUCUCUCCUGUACAGGAAUUUCUUAUCAGACUGCCGAGGACCUCAACACGAAACCCGCACACAUCACAUCACAUCACCAUCGUUCAUGCACGUUCUCUAAGAAGAAGAAAAA
This is a messenger RNA of Nicrophorus vespilloides, 1162 nucleotides long. Its product is annotated as 5-hydroxytryptamine receptor 1-like. Lineage: Eukaryota; Metazoa; Arthropoda; Insecta; Coleoptera; Silphidae. The transcript has 2 exons. The coding region runs from base 2 to 628 and encodes 208 amino acids. Gene Ontology annotation, cellular component: membrane. The record is from RefSeq and is a predicted model, not a curated record. Gene Ontology annotation, molecular function: G protein-coupled amine receptor activity. Gene Ontology annotation, biological process: adenylate cyclase-activating adrenergic receptor signaling pathway.